This is a messenger RNA of Blepharisma stoltei, 2472 nucleotides long. The record is from the annotation of a GenBank genome assembly. Lineage: Eukaryota; Ciliophora; Heterotrichea; Heterotrichida; Blepharismidae.
AUGAAUAAACUUCCAAAUUUAACUCUUUCGAGUAUCCAAAGACCUCGCAGUAUAGAGCCAUCAAGCAGGAACCUCAAUAGUUCAGCCACUUAUAGAAGACUGCAUCUGAUGAUAAGGGAUAGGGAUACAUCACGCUUCCUAGACCUCUCUUACCUGACUCCUACAAAUAUGAAUUCAUCAAGCGAUCCGUUUGACAUAUCAGCACAAUUAAAAACUCUCCACAAAACUUUUAACCAGACGACAGACAAAACUAGCCGAAGACAAAAAACACUAAAAGCUCUAACAUCUGAACUGGCGUAUUUAAAGCAAGUUGAAACAGAUAUAGCCUAGGACAGCUUCUAGCUUGCCCUGGUCCAGCGGCUUCUUUUCAACUUGUGGAGUUGGUUUGGAACCGAAAGUUACUAACUCCCCCCCCCCCUCCGUGAGCGAACAAAAAAAUUUUGUUCACUCACGGAGGGGGGUUAAUUUUUUUUUUAAAAAAAAAUUAUAUAUAAAUUUUAUAAAAAAAUAUUUUUUUCGAAAUUUAAAAAAAUCCUAAUUUGCAAAAAUUGGGAAGCAAAUAUUAAUUUAAUUUGCAAAAUUUAUGUUUUAAAACGCAAUUUGUUUAAAAUUAAACAGAAUUAGCUCUAGAUUUCAUUAUACUAAUUAUCACUUAUAUAUCAAAAAUUUUUUUCCAUUAAAAUUUUUUCUAUUAAAAAAUUUUUGUUCGCUCACGGAGGGUGGGUUUUUGGUCAAAAAAUGGUGAUUUUUCUAAUGGUUUUGUUCGCUCACGGAGGGGGGGGGGGAGUAAGCCAAUUUCACUAGUUGACAAAUGGCAAGUCAUUCAAGGUGUUGGUUGGCAAAUUUGAUUCCAAACCAAUCCCAAGAGUUAGAGUGAAUAUUUCUUGCUAAGGACGAACUAAACGCUGUCCUAGGCUAUAGGAGUCUCCAAAUUGAGCAAUUCAAAGCUAAAUCCAAAGAACUUUCUAAUAAAAUUAAAAAGAUUCAGGAACAGGUUUUUGCAGAAGAAGAUAACUUAAACACUUAUUUUCAUAUGCAGCAAAGGAUGCUUGAGACCAUACGGCUCCUUGAUCUCCAGAGAUCUUUUAUAAGAAAAAAUUUAGAAUUGCAAAAAUUGUCUUUAAGCUCCAAAAAGUUCGAGAAUUUGAAAAAAAGAGAAGACAAAAUGCGUACAAAAUUUGUAUUGGAAAAGCUGAGGGCUGAAGUAAAGCUUCAGAAGACAGAUAGAAUAAUAGAGAUUGGGAAACUCGAUAGAGAUUUGAGAGAAAAACAUCAAAUUUUAGAAGAAACUGAAAAGAGAAGAGAGCAUAAUAGUUUUUUAUUGGAGCACUCAAUUGUGAAAGCUAUUGCGGAUAGCGAUGAAGAAUUGAGGGAGUCUGUAUUAUUUCAUAAGUUUUGGGACCAAUUCUUGACGAAUUAUUUUGAAAAGGAAAAAAAGAAGAAUAAAAAGCUGGAAUCAGCAUUUACUCCGUCUCCAUGAGAGACCAAAAAAAUUUUGUUCAAUCGCAGAGGGGUUUAAAUUGUUUUUUUAUUUAUAGUAAUUUUUUUUCAAAAUCUAAAAAGUUCAAAUAUUAAUUUGAUUUGUAAAAUUUAUGUUUUUUUAAAAUGAAGGUGUUUGAAAUUAACAAGAGAUUUCAUUAUUACUAUUAUCACUUAUAUAUUAAAAUUUUUCUUAUAAAGAAUUUUUAUAUUAAAAGUAUUUUGUUCAGAGGCGGGUUUUUACCCAAAAAUAAGGAUUUUUCUAAUGGUUUUGUUCAGGAGGAGAGUUAGAAAAAUUAGGAUGGCGACUGGAGUUACUGAUAUCAGGGAGAUUGUUGAUAGACUUAUACAUAAAAAAGAUGAAAAUACAGAAUUAGCUGCCGAAAUUGCCCAAAAAGAAAAAGAAUGCAAUUAUUAUGAAAAGAAAAUAGAAAUGAUAUCUAAAGGAGUAGCAGCAAUUGAUGCGUCUCCAAAAAAUUCUUUGAUUCCGCUUACUGCAUUUUAAAAGAUUAGGGGUGUUAGGGUGUUAAAAAUUUAAUAUUCCUAAACCAAAAAAAUUCCGUCUUAUUUUUUUCCCAAUGAAAAGUUAGUGGUAGCCAACAAUUGCAAGAAGUAAGAAAAGAACUAGAAGAAUUAUUAAAGAAGAAAAAAGAACUUUUAUCCUGCUCAUCUAAAAUAAAACUUUGAUCUGAUAAAAUGAGACAGAGAAUGAAAAGCCUAAAAAAUAGUGAAUCAGCUGAAAAAAUUGCUGAUUCUUCGCUUAAGACAAAUUUUGAAAGCUUAAAAAAUCUUUCAGUCGAAAUCCUUUCCAAUUUUUCAAAAAAUUCCCCGCUAAAAACCGAUGAUGCCAGAGUAGACACCGUUAAGUUCAAGCAAAAGAUGUUCAAAAAGAAAUUCAAAAAGCUAAUUUCAGAUGAAUCCAAUAAUAUUCUCAGUGAUCUGGCAAUGCGCAGAGAUUCAGGAGAGGUUACAGUAAAAUCAAAUAGACCAUAA